AUGACUGCUUUUUCCUUCAUAUCGCUACUGGUGGCGUUGCGCCUCUUCCUUCUCGUCUCAGGUGCCCCGGCGCCCAUUCCAGAAGCCCAGAACGUAGCUGCGAGCAGCUACUGGCUUUCUUCUAUUGCACGACAAGGUACCAUCGGAUAUGGUACAGCAGGAUACCAGAUCUUCCGCAAUGUCAAGGACUUUGGCGCUCGUGGUGAUGGAUCAACUGAUGAUACCGCUGCGAUCAAUGCCGCUAUUACUCUUGGAAAUCGGUGUGGCCAAGGUUGUGACAGUUCAACAACCACUCCUGCAUUGGUUUACUUCCCUCCCGGAACGUAUAUCAUCAGCAGACCCAUUGUUCAGCUGUACUACACCCAAUUUGUUGGUGAUGCUGUGACUCUUCCAACCAUCAAAGCUGCCGCCAAUUUCCAAGGUAUUGCGUUGAUAGAUUCCGACCCAUACGCGGAUGGUGGUGUCAACUGGUACACGAAUCAAAACAACUUCUUCCGUCAAAUUCGAAACUUCAUCAUUGAUACGACUGCAAUGCCGGUAAAUGUCGGUGCAGGCAUCCAUUGGCAAGUUGCACAAGCGACGAGCCUGCAAAAUAUUGUAUUUAACAUGAGAACUGAUGGCGGUGCCGAGAACCGUCAACAGGGUAUCUUCAUGGACAACGGAUCUGGUGGCUUCAUGACCGAUCUGACCUUCAAUGGCGGCAAGUACGGUGCAUUUUUUGGUAACCAACAAUUUACCACUCGCAACCUAAAGUUCAACAAUUGCCAGACGGCGAUAUUCAUGAACUGGAACUGGGCAUGGACUCUCUCUGGUGUUGAAAUCAACAACUGCGGGAUUGGUAUUGAUAUGGCCAACGGAGGCACUGCUAGUCAGACUGUUGGAUCUAUUUUGCUUGUCGACAGCAAAAUUAGCAAUACUCCUAUUGGCAUCUCCACCGCUUAUUCAACAUCGGAAGGUGCAACUAACGGUACUCUUAUCAUCGACAACGUCGACUUUUCUGCAAAUUGUCCAGUCGCCGUGUCAAAUGCAGGUAACAGGGCUACAGUUCUCGGCGGAAACCAAAAAGUUAGCUUAUGGGGUCAGGGACGCGAAUACCUUAGUCCCAACGCUGGUCAAUCUAACCAAGGGCCGCUGGCCGCUCCCGCCAAACCUGGAGUACUACUUGAUGGUUCUGGUCGCUUUUUUACACGCUCAAGGCCCCAAUACGAGGCAGUGCCAGUAUCUUCAUUCAAGAGUGUCAAGGCUGCCGGUGCUCGAGGUGAUGGUGUUACUGACGACACUCAAGCUAUCCAGAGACUCUUCAAUUCGGUUGGUGCAGGAGAUAUUGUUUACUUCGACCAUGGAGCUUAUGUCGUUACUAACACCGUUCAAGUACCUAGUAACAUCAAAAUUACUGGGGAGAUGUGGCCGCUGAUAAUGGCUGGCGGAAAUGCUUUCAAGGAUCAAGCGAAUCCGAAACCUGUCUUCCGCGUUGGUAACCCUGGUGACACUGGCUCUGUCGAGAUAUCUGAUUUGAUAUUCGAGACUCUUGGACCACAGCCUGGGGCCAUUUUAAUGCAAUGGAACCUCGCUCAGGCGAGCCAAGGUUCCGCUGGUAUGUGGGAUGUUCAUUUCCGCAUUGGAGGCACUGCUGGUACUCAACUACAGUCCAACACAUGCAGCAAGAAUCCCGCAGUAACUGCCCCAGCGAAUCCAGCUUGUAUAGGCGCGUUCCUGCUCCUUCACGUCACUAGCCGAGCUAGUAUCUAUAUUGAGAACAACUGGUUCUGGGUUGCAGAUCACGAACUUGAUCUUGGCGAUCACAAUCAGAUCAAUAUCUACAACGGGCGUGGUGUCCUAAUCGAGUCCUCCCAAGGGCCAGUCUGGCUUUAUGGUACCAGUUCCGAGCACAGCGUUCUAUACAACUACCAGAUUUCCAAUGCGGCCAACGUUUACAUGGCUUUGAUUCAGACGGAGACACCUUAUUUCCAGAGUAACCCUGAUGCAACCACUCCCUUCUCAACCAACUCGGCAUUUACCGACCCCGUCUUUUCUGGCAGUUCAAGCAGCAAAAAGGCAUGGGGUCUUCGAAUCGUGAAUUCCAGAGAUGUGACUAUUCAUGGUGCUGGACUUUACUCCUUUUUCGAAAACUAUUCUCAAGUCUGCCUCGACACUCAGAGUUGUCAGAAUAAUAUGGUCUCUAUUGAGAAUUCCGGGGGGAUCAACCUGUACGGCCUUUCCACCAAAGCUGCAGUGAACAUGGUUACCGUCAACGGUCAAUCCGCGGCUCUCGACCGAGACAACCGUAACAAUUUCUGCGCGACACUUGCGCUCUUCAAGCAGUCGUAA
Molecule: messenger RNA, 2328 nt
Organism: Glarea lozoyensis ATCC 20868
Lineage: Eukaryota; Fungi; Ascomycota; Leotiomycetes; Helotiales; Helotiaceae
Product: Pectin lyase-like protein
Exons: 4
Coding region: 1-2328 (775 amino acids)
Molecular function (GO): polygalacturonase activity
Source: RefSeq, a predicted model, not a curated record